Molecule: messenger RNA, 1672 nt
Organism: Harmonia axyridis
Lineage: Eukaryota; Metazoa; Arthropoda; Insecta; Coleoptera; Coccinellidae
Exons: 4
Coding region: 334-1521 (395 amino acids)
Biological process (GO): positive regulation of DNA-templated transcription
Cellular component (GO): nuclear body
Source: RefSeq, a predicted model, not a curated record
GAAAUGUACCGCGAAAUGUUAAUACUUAAGUGGAGCGUAUACUGCGCUUGCUGAAUCCCAUCGAUUUUAUUUCAGUAGGGUGUUUAGUACAGGGCUCUGGCUGAGCCCCUUUUGUUGUGAUAGAAAAGCACCCUGGUUGCUUAUACCCGCGCCAGACGGAGAUUACACAAUUGCAAAUGUUCUAUACUCAUUCGAUUUUGUUUACGAAAGUUACCGGGAAUUUAUAACCUAUAUCAGAGUGUCUCAAAACGGUUCAAUGCGUCUGAUUGUCUUUAUCUAAGUAGUGUUCUGUGCAAUAUUGGAUCUGAUAUAUUUUGAAUAUUCAGAUAAAACAUGGCGUCGCAUCAUUCUAUGAGAACGCUACAAAAGAAGCGAACGUCGAAUUUUCGCGAAGACGAGACCAAAUUGCUCAUACAGUUGUGGGGUAGCCCGCAGAUUCAGAAUAAAUUGUAUCUGACGCAUCGCAAGGCACCUGUAAUGAGAAUUUUGGCCGCCAACAUGCAAAGACAUGGUUUUUACAGAACGCCGGAUGAGAUCAAGACCAGAAUCAGAAAUUUGAAAUGUCUAUACCACCGAAUUAGGCGAACUGUCCAGUCCGGCGCUGGAGUUGGCACUGUAGAUCCGGACUGGCCCCAUUACCGAGCAUUGGAUUCAAUUUUAUCCAAAGAAGGCAUGAAGAAGGAGAACCUCUACAAGGAUAACGUCCUGGAAGGACCAAGAUGCGAGGAUAUAAAGCAAGAAAUAGACGACAUAGAAAUUAAGGAUGAUAUGGAAUCGUAUACAACCACCAGCAAUCACGGGUCCGAAUACGGAAGUGAAGAUGCUGCACCGUUGUCUCCGCUACCUAAAAAAGAAGACGCGAACACCCCGAAGACAUCAACAAAGGAAUAUCCAACGAUAAUGCCGAACCUGGCUAACUUUACCAUACCCCUCCAAACUCAAGUACAGUCACAACUCAACGCAGCCAAUGGCAGGCCGAACGGUGUGUCAUCCCUGCCCUUUCCCCUGUUGAUAGUACAACAAAAGCCUCAAACGAAUAACCCAGAUGCGAAUUCUUCAAAGACGUCCAACCUUGCAACGGUACAGACGCUGCAGCAGAUGCAACAGCCGAUGAAUUCCAGCAACCAUGACAUAAGUAUUCUCCUCAAAGAUCUUGUAGAUAUUCAAAGAGAAAAUUUAACAGUGGAAAGGCAACGCUUUGAACUAGAGAAAGAACGACUAGAAUACAACAAAAAUGUUGGCAAUCAACUGAUGACUUUAAUUCCGAUAUUUGGUAGUAUACUGCAAAAGUUUAUUUUUACUAAUGAAGUUACAAACUCCGAUUCCCCUAAUCAAAAAAAUGGAAAAAGAAAGAAAUCUACCAAUGAUGACAUACUACGGGAAAGUAAAAUAUUAAGAACAGUACUAGAAAAGAAUAUAAAAAAAUAUAUGUUAGAGGAUGAUCAUCAAGAAGAAAGUGAACCUGAUGAAAGUGCACUCGCAAUUAAAAGUAAAGAUGAACUUCCUAAAAUGAAAAAUUAAUACUCAUUUUCAUACAUUUUUACAUUCCAUGGGAUAUUACCUUAGUUUGCUCAUUGUUUCUAGUUACCUGAAUACUCAUUUAUUUUAAUUUAUUACAUAUAGAUAUUAUGUUUUGUUUUAAAAAAAUCAAUUAAAAUAUUUUGUUAUUUAA